Globicephala melas (long-finned pilot whale) is the source of this 930-nucleotide messenger RNA. It is a transcript of the gene CEBPZOS, whose product is annotated as CEBPZ opposite strand. NCBI's taxonomy places the organism in Eukaryota, Metazoa, Chordata, Mammalia, Artiodactyla, Delphinidae. The record is from RefSeq and is a predicted model, not a curated record.
GCCCCACCCGGGAGGGGCGGGGCUCUGCCAGCCCUGGAGCUUGCGCAGUCCGGCGAGUACGUGCCUCAGGAUGGCCCGUACUAUGGAUCCACUGGCAAAGAAGAUCUUUAAAGGAGUUUUAGUAGCUGAACUUGUGGGCGUUUUUGGAGCAUAUUUUUUGUUUAAAAAGAUGAACACAAGCCAAGAUUUCAGGCAAACAAUGAGCAAGAAAUUCCCUUUCAUCUUGGAAGUUUAUUACAAAUCCAUUGAACACUCUGGAAUGUAUGGCAUCAGAGAGCAAGAUCAAGAAAAAUGGCUGAACAGCAAAAAUUAGGAAUUUGACCAUCGAUCAAAGUUCGUCCUAUUUCACAGUAUCAGGCAAGAUUACAAUUCUAAAGUUGACAUGGAUGGAUUUUAGACUAUUUAAGUGUAAACUCUAAGUCAGAGGUUUCGUUCUAAGAAACUGAUGGAAGGUUUGUUUAUGAUGUGAUAAAUGGAGUUUUGUUUACUACUCAAAAUAAACCUGUUCUUUAAAAAAAACUCCCCUAUAAUUCUUAACAUAUAAACCUUUCAAAAUAGAUAAUAUAGUAAAAUAUCUAUUUUUAAUAUUUAUUACAUUUUUUCUUUUCCAUUAUAGUUUAUUAGAAGACAUUGAAUAUAGUACCCUGUGCUAUACAGUAGGACCUUGUUUAUCCAAUUUAUCCUCCUCUCCUUUGCCCUUUGGUACCACAAGUUUUUCUUCUAUGCCUGUGAGUCUGUUUCUGUUUUCUAACUAAGUUCAUUAAUGUUUAUUACAUUUUAACUCACACUAUCUAAAACUAUAUUAACUAAAAAUAUUGCUUUUAUCCAUUUUCACUUUACCUGAAACAAUACUUAAAACUCUACAUCAAUGUCUCUACUAGAGCCACUUUGGAAUAAAAUUCAUCAUAAAACAUUUAUUGUGCUUUCUAC